Messenger RNA from Auanema sp. JU1783, 1929 nucleotides. The record is from the annotation of a GenBank genome assembly. Lineage: Eukaryota; Metazoa; Nematoda; Chromadorea; Rhabditida; Rhabditidae.
AUGCUGCCUCGCAUUCGUGCAGCACCUUUGUGCGUUACGUUCAUUGGGGCAUGGAUGCUACUAUCUUUUUAUUUCUUUGGAAGAGUUGGCAAUGCCGGCAGGAAUGAUCUUGUAAUGGAAGAAUUCAAACCCAUUGAACCCGUCAAGGAAAGAGUUGUCAAUCACAAACCAAAACAUGUUGAUAUGCUAGAACAAGCCUUAGCUUCAGAUGACGAGUAUAAAAAGGUUGACGUCAAUUAUGAUCCGAAAGUAGAACGUUUAACUGAUCACGAAGACACUAAAGCGAGUAAAGAAGAUGCCGAAGAAAUGAACGAUGAUGACAUUGAGAGAAAACUUGAUGACCAUCCUGUGGCACCUGCCAUGGCCAUCGUUCCAAUUCUAGAAAGGGAGCCUGAAGUCGAUUUGGAGAAGUUAGCUAAAGUAACCUCAGAGGAGGAGAAGUUGCAAAAAGCAGAGCUCUUCGAAAAGUAUCAAUUCAAUGGCUUGUUGAGUGACCGUAUUGGUCAAAGAAGAAAGAUUCCUGAUUCUCGUAACCAACUAUGUCCAAGAAACUUUGGUUCCACAACUGGACUUCCUAAGGUUUCUAUCAUUAUUUGCUAUUUCAAUGAGUCUCCAUCGGUGCUCAUUCGUAUGAUCAAUUCAAUCCUCGAUCGUACUCCAAUCGAGCUUAUUCAGGAGAUUUUAUUAGUUGAUGACUCCAGCGAUUGGCCUGAAGCAUCUUUGGCAGCUGCUAGCUACAAAGAAAAACAUCCUCAAUGGGGGAUGAUCAAAAUGUUGAGAACAGAAAAGAACGAAGGUUUGAUCCGAGCCAAGGUAUAUGGAGCGAAGAAAGCUCGAGGAGAAGUUUUGGUUUUCUUGGAUUCCCACUGCGAAGUCAACCAGCAAUGGCUUGAGCCUCUUCUACUAAGAAUUCAGGAGAAGAAAGAAAGAGUGGUUUGUCCUAUAAUUGAUAUCAUCGAUUCUGAGACAAUGAAAUACGUCGAGGCUCCUGUGUGCUUCGGUGGUUUGAACUGGGGAAUGGUUUUCAAGUGGGAUUACCCUCAUAGAUCCUACUUCGAAGAUCUUCAAAACUUCAUCAAGCCAAUCAAGUCACCUAGUAUGGCCGGAGGUUUAUUUGCUGUUGAUAGAGAGUACUUCUUCCACAUUGGAACUUAUGAUGAGGGAAUGGAUGUCUGGGGAGCUGAGAAUGUUGAAAUAUCCUUUAGAAUUUGGCUAUGUGGUGGCGAAUUAGAGAUUAUUCCUUGUAGUAGGGUUGGCCAUAUUUUCCGAAAUAAGAGGCCUUAUGGAUUGAAGAAUGAUUCAAUGGGCAAAAACUCAUUACGUGCUGCUCUGGUUUGGUUGGAUGACUAUUUGCCUUUCUUCUACAAAGCUCGACCAUUCCUUGUGAAUGCUGAGGCUGGUGAUAUUUCCACUAGGUUAAAGCUGAAGAAAGACUUAGAAUGCAAACCAUUCAAAUGGUUCUUAGAAAAUAUUUAUCCAGAAAUGUUGCCUGGCAACACACCCGAAAAAUUCAUUCCGCCACCUAACGCAGGAACGAAUAAAGGCCGAAAAUUCCUUAUUCGAUUAGAGAACACGACUCACUGCUUGGCUGCAGAAUCGUCUAUGGGGCAUAUGACAUCUAUGAAUCCUGUAGAACUUCAUGCUUGUGAUACCGACAAGCGUGUUCAACAUUGGAGAUGGACAGACAACUAUGAAUUGCGACCUAUGGGGUCAUCUAGACUGUGUUUAGACGGGUUGCGGGGUGUUAAAUUGAUGAAGUGUCACAAUCAAGGUGCUCAUCAAGAAUGGAAAAUAACGGAAGAUGGAAAGCUGUAUAAUCAAGCUUCUGGAAAAUGCAUCAGUGGCGACAAUGUGAUAAAUGGAGCUGCGAAGUUAGUGUAUUGUGGAAUGGCCCGAACGUACGAGUUUGAUGAUGUAGUUGCAGCUUAG